This is a messenger RNA of Aquila chrysaetos chrysaetos, 2173 nucleotides long. RefSeq names its product interleukin-9 receptor-like. The transcript is spliced from 11 exons. Gene Ontology annotation, cellular component: membrane; external side of plasma membrane. NCBI's taxonomy places the organism in Eukaryota, Metazoa, Chordata, Aves, Accipitriformes, Accipitridae. Gene Ontology annotation, molecular function: protein binding; cytokine receptor activity. The record is from RefSeq and is a predicted model, not a curated record. Gene Ontology annotation, biological process: production of molecular mediator involved in inflammatory response; cytokine-mediated signaling pathway; immunoglobulin mediated immune response. The coding region runs from base 197 to 1711 and encodes 504 amino acids.
ACAUUAACUGAAACAUUGAGCAGCUUUUAGAACUAUGCAGAAAUUUCAGAAAUGUCCUGCCUGGAUGUGCCUGCAACUCCAUCUUCUGCUUUGGACCUGGUCUGCUGCAGUUAACAGACUUUAGCCAACCCCACAGCCCCCUAAACAAGAGGGAGCACUAUAAUGAAGAGAAGCUGUUUCUUUCACGGGCUGAGUCAUGGGCUCCUUAGAGCAGCACACUACCUGCAGAGGUGCUGGGCUCGUUUGCUGGGUUAAGAUACUGUCUGGAAUGGGAGGAGAUGUGUGGCAGCUGGGCCUCCAGCUGUGCAUUACUGCUGUGCUGCUCUUUGGUGGAGGAAGAGGGAAAGAGCUCCCUGGCAGCCUGAGCUGCCUGAAUAACUACGUGACUACUGUGAGCUGCACGUGGGCAAUGGAGGAGCCCGUAGGCAACGGACCUUUCCACUUGCAUUUCACCAACCUCUGGUCAAAGGGCCACAAUGCCAGCUGCAAACUGACUGCCACAGAGAGCAUGCAGAAUCAGUACCACUGCACAAUCCAUUUAGCCAGCCAGAUCUUGGAAACAGAUGGUUAUAGAGUCUCCCUCCAAGGCAACUUCUUUGGACGUAAUCACACGUACAUUACCUUUCCAGAGUACAAUCCCCGCAAGCACAUAAAACUUGAUCCACCUUUGAACGUCCAGAGCAACGCCACUGCCAGCAAGUGUCAGAUAUGGUGGAGUGUGCCUUGGUAUCUCGUUGACAUUCUUCAGUAUGAGUUGCAGUAUAAGGAGUACAGCAUGUCCUGGGAGAUCGCAUUGAACAAGACACCACCCAGUUCACUGCCACAGAUAGAAAUUGAAGCCACAGAGCUUCGCAGUGGCAUUGCUUACAUUGCACGAGUUCGCUGCAAAAUUUCUGAAAAUGAAGAUUCGUACCAUAGUCAGUGGAGUGAGUGGAGCAAGACAACAGUGUUUCAAAGAGCAGGUGUACCAAAACUGUCUGAAAAGAUCAUAAAUACCAAAACUAUGCAGUUCUUUUUCAUUCCUCUGAGUUUUGGCACGCUACUCUAUUUAUGUUGGAACUGCAAGCUUUCUUCAAGGGCAAAAAGCCUCUCCUGCUUUAACAUUCCCACACCAGCUGCUUUCUUUCAACCACUCUAUAAUUUGCACAAUGGGAAUUUUAAGGACUGGGUUGGACCUAAUGAGGCUUGUAGCCAUCUUAGAAGAGAGGAGGCCAGGAACUCAAACAAAGUGACUGCAGAUGGAGUUUCUGAGCUAAACACCCAAGAACUGAUUUCCCAGAUCUCCUUGAAAACUAUGGAAAGCACAAAUCUGGUUGCUGCAGAAGAAAACUUCGUAUUUGCCUCAGGUCCAAGCCAGCAGUAUGUUCCCAGCAGGUGUGGAAGAGCAGAAGAGACAGAAGUGAGGCUGGGAAUAUUGUUUGCACAAAACCAUGCUGAUGAUACAGUUGGCCUGAAAAUCUCUGAAAUAAUUAAAGCCAACCUUGAGACCCCUAGCAUGGGAAGGAAUUAUCCCUCUCACUCACAGUAUGGAAAGGGUGACUUCCUUAUGCUUCAGGAAUCUUUAGAGAUAGCAAAUGUGUCCUUCAGCAGUAGUGACUAUUGUACCUUGUGUGACAAUGAUACCACAGGUUUGAUUUCUGCUGAACUACUGAAGCUCUCCAAUGGUAAUAGUCUUGUCAAACAUCAGAAUGAUCAGAGUGACCUUCCCUGAGGAAUACUGCCUGCAAAGGUUUUUGUGCUGUCCUCUCACCUCCCAACACUGUCUUCCCAAGUGGCUUAAACAGUGACUGUGCAGACAAUUACACACAUGUAUCAUUUUUAGGUAAAUCCUCAAUUUCUGUACUUCAGAAGAAGACUGUGACCAACUCCUCUGGCUAGCAAAUACUACCCCUACAGGCAUGGCAAGGCCUGACUCUAGCAACAUCGGCUGUCUCAGGAGACACUUGACCAUGCCCUUCCCUGUAUUAACCUCCUGGCAGUAGCAGAAGUCCAGCAACCCCCUAGUCUAAGGAAGUAGUAACAGACCUGCUGUUUUUCCUCAGAAAGAGUUGUUGGAAUUCUGUGCCUCUCAAAAGCAGCAAUAUUUGCAAAGUGCUGAACCAUGAUUUAAACUCCAUUGUUAUUUUAAAACUAUGUACGUUUUUUCAUAAAACCACGAUAAACAAUUUUUGCU